Molecule: messenger RNA, 560 nt
Organism: Gossypium arboreum
Lineage: Eukaryota; Viridiplantae; Streptophyta; Magnoliopsida; Malvales; Malvaceae
Exons: 2
Coding region: 71-388 (105 amino acids)
Molecular function (GO): DNA binding
Source: RefSeq, a predicted model, not a curated record
CACACAUCUAUAAAUGUAGCUCAACUCUCAUAAAAAAAAAAAAACUGGGGUUUUCACUAGCUUUUAAACCAUGCAUAUGCAAUCGAGCGAGAGUGAACCAGCUACGAUGAGGGAACAUUUCAAGCUUUUAGAAGGGUCACAGUCGUUGGAUUUUCAAGUCAGGGACAAAUAUAGUAAGGUAUGGACCUUUAGGCUUUACACUAGGAAAAAUGAUGGUCACCCUAAGCCAGUGUUAACCAAAGGGUGGCUUGAUUUUGUUACAAGAAUGGGUCUCAAGGUGGGUGAUAAGGUGAUUUUCGUUGUGCAUGGGAACCAUAAUGAUCAUCUUGGGAUUCUAGUUAAGAGGAACAUAAAGUUACUUGGUUCUGAGCAUUGGGCUGAUUUGUAAGUGACUUUGGCUUAACGGGGGUCUAAAAUUGGUGACAAUUUCAUGUGAAACAAAUAGGGUAUAGUUUUCAUUUUCAUAUAGUAUACUUUGAUGGGUCUAUCCUACUUGUUUGAUGCUUGUGUCUAUGUUAAAUAUUAUAAACAUAGCUAGGUUUCUGUUUCUUGAGCUACAA